Messenger RNA from Engraulis encrasicolus (European anchovy), 1581 nucleotides. It is a transcript of the gene drd4-rs, whose product is annotated as dopamine receptor D4 related sequence. Gene Ontology annotation, cellular component: plasma membrane. Gene Ontology annotation, molecular function: G protein-coupled receptor activity; dopamine neurotransmitter receptor activity, coupled via Gi/Go. NCBI's taxonomy places the organism in Eukaryota, Metazoa, Chordata, Actinopteri, Clupeiformes, Engraulidae. The coding region runs from base 103 to 1581 and encodes 492 amino acids. The record is from RefSeq and is a predicted model, not a curated record. The transcript has 4 exons. Gene Ontology annotation, biological process: negative regulation of adenylate cyclase activity; phospholipase C-activating dopamine receptor signaling pathway; negative regulation of synaptic transmission, glutamatergic.
UUAGUUGGAUAAGGAGGGGCAAGAUUGUGAAUGGCCUUGAACGUGUAGAGGAGUAUUUUCAAAUGAAUUAAGGAUUUAAAACUUGACAGGGAGCCAGUGGGGAUGCUGCAGUGCAGGGGUAAUGUUGUGACAAGAAGGGGUUUUGGUGAUGAUGCUUUUCAAACACCUUUGUCAUGUUAUGGCAGUUACAUCUGUUUUCAAUGGUCCAUUGCCAUGAUUGCCUUCACAGAUGUUGACCACAGAUUCUUCACAGCCAAGGGCACCAGUAUGGUCAACGUGACAACCAGCUCCACCCCUUGGGCAGAGCGUGUGCCCCCUGGGGGGUACAAUUACCUGGCACUGAUGUGUGGGGUCCCACUGAUACUCGUCAUUAUCCUGGGCAACGUCCUGGUGUGUCUCAGCGUUCUCACCGAGAGGUCCCUAAAGACCGCUACAAACUACUUCAUCGUCAGCCUAGCUGUGGCAGACCUGCUGCUCGCAGUGCUGGUUCUCCCUCUGUAUGUCUACUCCGAGUUUCUUGGAGGGAUGUGGCCACUCAGCACCUUCAUCUGUGAUGCUCUGAUGACGAUGGAUGUGAUGCUGUGCACAGCCUCCAUUCUCAACCUCUGUGCCAUCAGUGUAGACAGGUACAUUGCUGUGGUAGUCCCCCUGAAAUACAACAGAAAUCAGUUCAGUAUGAGGCAGCUGGCUCUGAUUGGAGCCACCUGGGUGUUGUCAUUGACUGUAGCCAGCCCUGUGAUAUUUGGACUGAACCAAGUGCCUGACCGGAACCCCCACGUCUGCAAACUGGAGGACGAUCGUUUCGUGGUCUACUCGUCCGUCUGCUCCUUCUUCGUGCCCUGCCCUGUCAUGCUCUUCCUCUAUUACUGGAUGUUUCGGGGCCUACGGCGCUGGAGCUCGGGCCGCAGCCGCUCCCACUCCAGGCGAGCGGCCGGGGGGAGCCGGGGUGCACCUCAGAGCCUGGGCACAGCACUCCAGAACUGCCAGGGGAAGGAGAAGACUGUGUACCUUGUACCAGGAAGUCACAAUCCUUCCUCCACUCCUGCAACACUGGUAAUCAGUGGUCCUGCAUCGCCAACAAGUCCGCUCACCCCAGACACCACCACACCAGGCAGUCCACUGAGCCCCAUCAGCCCACUAAGCCUGACCAUAGAUGAAGCACAGCUACCUCUAGGGACAGAAAGCGACCCCAUGACCACUCAGCUGGACAGUGUGACUUCCGAUGCUGAGCCCAUAGACAGAACACAAAGCACAUGCGUCCCCAAGCAGAAUGGCCUGGCGAAGAAGCACAGCUGCCAACGCUCAAGGCGCCACAAUACAAGCAGCCGUGUCAGUGGACGUGAGCGAAAGGCUAUGAAGGUCCUGCCGGUGGUUGUAGGUGUGUUCCUGGCCUGCUGGACUCCUUUUUUCGUGGUUCAUGUCACCAAAGUCCUCUGCCUCACCUGCAAGAUCGAACCGCCACUAAUAAGCGUGGUGACAUGGCUUGGUUACGUUAACAGCGCAGUGAAUCCCAUCAUUUACACUGCGUUUAAUGCAGAAUUCAGAAAUGUCUUUCACAAACUCCUCUGCUGCAGAACAUGA